This is a messenger RNA of Anarrhichthys ocellatus (wolf-eel), 1350 nucleotides long. RefSeq lists its product as uncharacterized. Bases 24 to 1214 code for a protein of 396 amino acids. NCBI's taxonomy places the organism in Eukaryota, Metazoa, Chordata, Actinopteri, Perciformes, Anarhichadidae. The transcript is spliced from 5 exons. The record is from RefSeq and is a predicted model, not a curated record.
CGGAACAAACAAGUUCUGGAGCCAUGGCGAUGUUUGGAAAGGUUUUGGAGCCAGUGGGCUACAUGCAGACUGUGAGGGUCCUGGUCCAGGGCAUCUGCUCCUAUCUGGGCGGCGGCGCCACAGCAGAGGAGAGCGAGUUGGCCAAGAAGAACCUGGACCACAUCGAUCAGGAGCUGGGAGCGUCGGGUCACGGCCUGCUGGACGACCAGGAGGUGCACCGGCUGGAGGACGACCUGGCCGUGGUGUACUACCAGCUGGGCACAGCGGUGAGGGCCCAGUCAGACUUCACCAAGAAGGAGACGGAGGUGUUCCUGCAGUACGUGCAGGACUACCGGCUGGAGAGGCAGCUGACGGCGCUCUACAGCCGCCUGAUGGGCGUGUCGGCGCUCACCGACCAGCCCACGCUGCUGGAGGAGCUCAUCCUGAGCCGCAAGCCCAAACGCUGGGAGCUGAGGGAGUUCUGCGUCAAGAUUAACUUCGUCCUGGGCACCGGUCUGCUGUGCCUCUUCACGCAGGCGUCUCUGACGGGCAGAGACCAGGCCCUGCUGAUGAAGACCUGGUCCGACCGCAUGGGCGCCCUCUACAGGAAGAUGAAGAACCAGGGAGGCCGCUGCUUUGGCUACUUCCUGGAGCAAGCGGAGGGUGACGUGCGGCAGCAGCUCCAAGAGGCCGUGCAGAACCGCGCGCCCCCAGAGGAGGCAGCGACGAGCAUCCUGAAGACCCUGGAGAAGAACUACGAUUGGCUGCGCUGGGCGGUGAUGCUCCACCCCGCCGUGGGACCAAUGGAGGACGAGAAGGACGAGGAGCCGGAGGAAGCAAAGGAAGUCUCGCCGCCGCCACAACAACAGCAGCAGCUCAACAAUUUGAUUUCUGUGGCGUCCGAAGCGCCCGUCCCCCACGUGGUGGCGUGCUACCGCGACACCCCGACGUCGCUGGACAAGAGCCGCAUCCACCAGCUCAUCGUGGACCUGGAGUGGAAGAUCCCCAACCCGCCGCCGGAGGUGUACACGUCCAUCGAGGAAGACCCGGGCAGAGCGCGGCGCUACCUGGCCUCGCGCAUGCUGAGCAAGCUGCAGGAGGGCCUGGGGUCCGGCGUGGCGGUCCACGUGGUGCCGGGCAGGAUGGAGAUGAAGUGCAACUUCCCCCCGGCCUCCUUCUACCUCUACGAGUACAAACACCGGCUGGCCUCGGGCACCGUGUGCGUGUUUGGAUGAGAGAUGAGAGUAAAGGCUGUCCUCACAGAUGUUUCAUAAUCACAUCAUAGCGUCGGCUUUAUUUUCUGUUUGCUUUCACAGUGGUAUUAACAUGUCUUGUGUAAUAUUACUUCCGAAUAAAUGUCAUUUUAGAAAA